UUUUUCACUGUCAUGUGAUUGCUUCAUAGUUUAAGUGCUGUAUCUACAGUAUAUUCACUAGUUACUGCAUCACUUGGUCCAUGUCUCUUACUGUUAAUCAUCGGUUCUAGUGAUUUUGAUUUACCACCAGAGAGGAUUGAGACCUGCAGGAACCAUGGAGAACGGUGCAAUGUCAUGUCUGAUUCUUGUGUUUGGACUUUGUCUCACAGGUGUGAGGUCUCAGGUUCAGACUCAUCAGACUGUGAUGGGAGCUGUGGGAGAAGAGGCUCAUUCAGCUGUUUGCUCACUGAACCUAAACACGUUCUUCAAGUCACGUGGCAGAAGAUUUUACCUGAUGUUGACAAGAAUGUAGCAACUUUCAAUAAGUUUGGCCAAAUUAUAUUGCGGUGUCUUAAACCACGGCACGACCGCUUAUAAAAAAAAUUUAAAAAAACAUCGUUUUGGAGCUUUUCAGGCCAUAAGAAGACUAGGUUAAGCCACGGCAUGACCAUUAUAAGCUGUAAUAUUAGUAACCAAUGCAGAAACACUGAAACAUUGUUUUGGACCUUUUCAGGCCAUAAGAACAAAAGUUUAAAGCACAGCAUUUGUAACUGUGCUUUUAUGGUGUAUUGAGCUGUCUUACAGUAGCUUGGCAUCAGAACAUGAUCAUUAUAAGCCGUGAUGUAAAAAACCAAUGUAGAAACACUAAAACAUCGUUUUGAACCUUUUCAGGCCAUAAGAACACUAGUUUAACCCUAGCAUGACUGUGUGCGGUGUUCCACUAAGGGCUUUGCGAAUCCUUCAGCACAAGGAACAACAGUGCCAGGGACUAUCAGAUGUCUGGGGAUGUGUGACAGGGGGACAGUGCUGUCUUUUAAGAAACUGAUAAAGUCUGCACUAUUUAAUCUACACCUGACCACACGCCAUUAUUUAUACUGAGUGAAGUGGGGUCGAUUGAGUGUUGGGCAACAAUUAUAAACAAACAUGAAAAUCUACCAACGAAAUGAAUCUCGGCAUUAAAAUUGAAAGUGAAAGUACUGUAACUUGGUUCGACUCUGUCUAAGGUGUAGUGUACGUAGCGGACUGUUCCACUGCAACAGGGGUGAAGAGUUAAUAUGAUCUGUUAAUACCAAUGAUUACAGGAAAACAAAGGCUUUAAAAAUAGCAGCCAUCUGUGUGAAGAUCACACUGAAUCCAUUCAUGUCCAUACGGGCUAAAGGUGUAUUUAUAAUUUCUACUGAUAACUUUUCAUAUAUUUUACCAACCUGUGGAGAUCUCGGUCCACCUGUACCUGGACAAAGUCCAGAGAAGUUUGAAUUUUUGGCGCAAAUGAAGGAACAAUGGAAAACGGUGUAGUCCUAUGUGUGCUGUUAAUGCUGGGAGUGUUUACAAAAGAUGUUCAUCCAACAUCUCCCAUUCAGACUCAUCAGACGGUGACGGCAGCUGUGGGAGAAGAGGCUCAUUUCAGCUGUUUGCUCACAGAAUCUAAAGAUGUUCUUCAAGUCACGUGGCAGAAAGUUUUACCUUAUGUUGACAAGAAUGUGGCAACUUACAAUAAGUUUGGCCAAAGAGUGGAUCCUGAUUUUAGAAAUAAAGUGAAGUUUAAAGUUACUGAACUACAGAACAGCUCCAUAGUUAUCAGCAGUGUGACAGAGCAGGAUGAAGGUUGUUACCUGUGUCUGUUUAACACCUACCCUGAAGGAGCGUUUAAAGGAAGAACCUGCCUCAAAGUCUGUGAGCUUCAUGAGCCCAUUCUUCAUGUCAGAGGAUCCAACUCUUCUGAAGAGUCCCUUGUUUCCUGCUCAGUCACAGCUCGACCUGCUCCCACAGUAACACUGACUGUCACACAGCAGCACCUCUACUUCUCCCACUACAGCACCGUCACUGUCACCAACGCCAACAACACACUCACUGUCACCAAGACAGCUGUGCUGUCUGGUCUCCAUGGCGACGGCACACAGGUUGGAUGUGCAGUGAGAGUCCCCUCUGGUCCUCAGAAAGUGGUGUUUAUGAAUAUUACUGAGGUUGAACCAAAGUCUGCAGAUGGGAUUGAUGAGGACUCAAGAUCCGAAAGCAGCAGCAACAGCAAGUUAAUGAUCUCAUAUUUUCUUCUCACAACCACUUCAGUUCUUUGUUUGCGUUAUGAAAGUCUCUAACCACUUUUUCCUGCUCUUGAAAUAGCUUUAAGUAAUAUAGUUAUUUUUAAAGCCAUUGUUGUUUGUGGUUGUGUUGCAGCAGUCGUCCCUGUUAAAUUCAUAAAACCCCUAGAAACAGCUCAGUCUGUGUCUGUUUGAACUGUGAAAAUAAAGGAUGAUGACACAUUCAUACGGGAACAAUCCAAUUGCUCAAUGUCUCUCAUUUCAGCA
Molecule: messenger RNA, 2345 nt
Organism: Betta splendens (Siamese fighting fish)
Lineage: Eukaryota; Metazoa; Chordata; Actinopteri; Anabantiformes; Osphronemidae
Product: OX-2 membrane glycoprotein-like
Exons: 5
Coding region: 1320-2135 (271 amino acids)
Molecular function (GO): cell-cell adhesion mediator activity
Source: RefSeq, a predicted model, not a curated record